UGACCAUAUCAGCCUUGGCUCGUGAGAGGGAUAUCCUCGAUGAGGAGUGGAGGCGGCUGGAGGAAAUUCAGGAUGAUCGGGGCGAUCUCGCUGUGGUCCACGCUCAUGGUAUCCCAGCGGAACCCUCUGUCGGAACUGACAAUGUACCUCCCAUUGAAGGGGGAGCU
Perkinsus marinus ATCC 50983 is the source of this 167-nucleotide messenger RNA. RefSeq lists its product as hypothetical. The transcript has a single exon. Lineage: Eukaryota; Perkinsozoa; Perkinsida; Perkinsidae. The record is from RefSeq and is a predicted model, not a curated record. The annotation marks the transcript as partial.